This is a messenger RNA of Vicia villosa (hairy vetch), 1035 nucleotides long. Its product is annotated as protein FAR1-RELATED SEQUENCE 7-like. Gene Ontology annotation, molecular function: zinc ion binding. The record is from RefSeq and is a predicted model, not a curated record. The transcript has a single exon. Bases 1 to 1035 code for a protein of 344 amino acids. Gene Ontology annotation, biological process: regulation of DNA-templated transcription. NCBI's taxonomy places the organism in Eukaryota, Viridiplantae, Streptophyta, Magnoliopsida, Fabales, Fabaceae.
AUGCGUUUUGUUCCUGUAAGAGCAAUGAGUGGCCGGCAGCCUCUGUCAGUAACAGCUGAUCAAGACGUUUCAAUCCAGAGAGCAGUAGCAAAAGUAUUUCCAGUAAUCCAUCACCACUUUUCAUUGUGGCAAAUUAAUGCAAAGGAACAAGAGCUUGCGGGUCUGAUGGGUCAUGGAUUCACUAAAGAUUAUGAAAAGUGUGUUUACCAGAGCCAGACAGUUGAUGAAUUUGACACCGCAUGGAAUGCUCUACUCAUCAAAUAUGGAUUGAAGGACAAUGCUUGGCUAAAAGAAAUGUACGAGAAACGUGCAUCUUGGGUUCCGUUCUAUAUAAAGAGCACAUUUUCAGCCGGAAUUCCUUUGAAAGAAAGCAUGGAAUCAUUCCUUGGUGCGCUUUUAAAUGGCCAAACACCUCUCCCAGAGUUCAUUCAAAGGUACGAAAGAGGUCUUGAGCGACGUCGUGAAGAAGAACGAAAAGAGGAUUUUAACACUUCUAAUUUUCAAACUUUUUUGCAAACAAAAGAACCUGUAGAAGAACAAUGUAGAAGGCUUUACACUCUUGCAAUAUUCAAAGUAUUUCAAAAAGAGCUUUUGCAAUGCUAUAGUUAUCUCGGGUUUAAAAUCUACGAAGAAGGGCCCCUCAGCAGGUAUUUGGUGCGCAAGUGUGGAAAUGAGGACAUGGAGAAGCAUGUAGUUACUUUCAAUGCAUCCAAUAUUGACAUUAAUUGUAGCUGUCAGAUGUUUGAAUAUGAAGGUGUUCUUUGUAGACGUGUGUUGAGGGAUUUCCAAAUAUUGGAAUUAAGAGAAGUUCCUUCACGCUACAUCCUACACCGCUGGACUAGAAAUGCCGAGGAUGGGGUUUUUCCUGACAUAGAAUCAUGGAGUAGCUCCCAGGAGCUAAAAAGUUUGAUGCUGUGGAGUCUAAGAGAAACAGCGUCUAAAUACAUAGAUGCCGGUGCAUCAUCCAUUGAAAAGUAUAAACUUGCCUAUGAGAUUUUGCGCGAGGGUGGGAGAAAGCUGUGCUGGCACAGGUGA